Molecule: messenger RNA, 1054 nt
Organism: Drosophila willistoni
Lineage: Eukaryota; Metazoa; Arthropoda; Insecta; Diptera; Drosophilidae
Product: cilia- and flagella-associated protein 161
Exons: 5
Coding region: 98-970 (290 amino acids)
Biological process (GO): cilium assembly
Cellular component (GO): motile cilium
Source: RefSeq, a predicted model, not a curated record
UCUCACUAACAUUUUGCCCCCAGUUUGAAAAUAGAACACAUAUAGAUUUAUAAAAAACAUAAUCACACCAAGUAGUAAUCAAAUACCAGUAACCAAGAUGAAUUUAAAGAAAUAUAGUCCCGGUGUCCUUAUUGGCAACUGGUUCGAAACUGCGCGAGCUAAAGAGUUGAAAGUUAACGACAUGCAAAAGCAACGUGGCCACAAGAAGCUGCUUUUGGAUGAAACUCGCUCAUUGUACGAUCGUUUUCGUCUUAGGACAAUUUUGGGCCCACCCCAGGAAUAUGUGGUCUUUGGCGGGGUAAUGCAAUUGAUACCGGUACGAAUAAAUCUUACCGAUACCCACAUGUCGGACAUUAAACUUGCCCUCUCGCUGGUCAUCAAUCAGCAAAUGCUGCACAAACACAGUCAGACAAUCAAUGAACUCUGCGAAUUGAGUUUAGCUCCAGCUCCGAAUCCCUGUUUACGUAACUCCUUUCGCAUUGUCAGUCCAGCCAAUGGACUCGAACGUCCGACAGGGAAUUAUGUAACCUAUGGCGAAAAGUUUCGUUUACAAUGCAUGGAACCAAUCGAUGAUCCAAUGUAUCUAUAUAGUGCUCAGAAACUAUGCAAUCUGACGCCAGCCGUCAAUAGAUGUUAUUCCACAUCGAAGAAUGGUGAAGAAAGUCUGCCACUUGGUAUUAUAGCUGGCAAGAACUGUGGAGUAAAUGCUCUAGUACCUGGCGCCAAUGCCAAUUUCUUUUGCAUUCACUACGAUUUGACUCGCCGCAUCGAGAGCGAAGGACUUCCCAUUCCUAUUGAUACUCCACUGGUUAUUGUUCAUGCCGUAACCAAUCGAAAUCUGGCCUCUGAGAAUGUUGUUCUUAAUACACUUUUUGGACCAGAGUUAAUGGUUUCUGUGCAGAAUUAUCGAAAUAUAUUCAAACGCGAAACCUGGAAAAAUCAUUGGCAAUUUACCUACAUGGCUAACUAGUUAAAUGAAUCAUUUACAUUUAGGGUACUUCUAUAUAUUUAUAGGAAUUCAAUUUAGAAUAAACCUUCCACAUAUGCUACCUGA